Messenger RNA from Mesorhabditis belari, 1086 nucleotides. NCBI's taxonomy places the organism in Eukaryota, Metazoa, Nematoda, Chromadorea, Rhabditida, Rhabditidae. The record is from the annotation of a GenBank genome assembly.
AUGUUGCUUUGGCUGUUAGCCUUCGUUUUUUCGAUCAAUGCCGAGCCGAAACCGCAAGGUGGUAUCUCCGGGCAUCUGAUGAACAUUCUGCAGAACAUUCACUCGAACUCGAAGCAGCACAUCAAGAUCGAGAUCGACACCGAGAACACGAAAGAUAUCCAUACAGAGAUCACCUAUCUCGACUUCACAAACCUGCCCGCCAGUGUCCUGUCCAUUCUCGGCUCUCACAAAAGCGACUUCGUGACUUUCGGAAAAACAUACGCGAAAAAGAUCAGCAGAUCAAAUGGCGACAAAGCGGCAACAAAUUUCGUCUCGAACAAUGGCUAUUUGAAAGACUUGCUGAAGAAAAAUCUCUACUACAAAGUCGGAAUGCAUCCCUAUAUGGACCUCGACGAAGAGGAGACUUUAGCUCUUGCUGCUUUAAAGUCAGCGAAACGCUUUGUGAAGAAACAAGAAAAUACGAGAAAACGAAGAGAUGAUGAAGAGGAAAGCAGUGAUGAUGAGCUUCCCGAAUCUUUCGAUUGGAGAGACAAAGAUGUGGUGCCAGAGGUGAAGAAUCAAGGAAGCUGUGGCAGCUGUUGGGCGUUCGCCACCGCCGCUUGCAUGGAGAUUCAGUAUGCUCGUGAGAACAACGAGAUCAUCGAUUUAUCUGAACAGCAAAUGACUUGCGUCUAUCCGAACAAAAAAACGAUCUGCAAGGGCGGCUUUCCAAGCGUCGCUUUCAACCACUAUAUGGACGAUGGUAUCGGGCUGGAGUCCGACUCGCCAUACGAUCCAAGUGGUGACCUCCGCUGUUACUCGUUUAAACAGCGACUAUCAGUCUCGUCAGUCACCGAUCUUUUACCCUUUGAUAUGGACACUGUGAAGAGAGCGAUUGUCAAUGAUGGUCCCAUUGCUGUCGGAAUGUACAUAAAUUGGAACUUCAUGUACUACGAUGGAGGGAUUUUCGACACAAGCUGCGAGGAUUUGUCUGGAUUGGGAGGACAUGCGAUGGUCAUAACGGGAUACGGAGUGGAGGACGAUUAUCCGUAUUGGAUCGUGCGGAACUCGUGGGGCACAAGCUGGGAGAAGAUGGCUAUGCUAGGG